Molecule: messenger RNA, 2482 nt
Organism: Cynara cardunculus var. scolymus (artichoke)
Lineage: Eukaryota; Viridiplantae; Streptophyta; Magnoliopsida; Asterales; Asteraceae
Product: putative proline-rich receptor-like protein kinase PERK11
Exons: 10
Coding region: 175-2262 (695 amino acids)
Biological process (GO): protein phosphorylation
Molecular function (GO): ATP binding; protein kinase activity
Source: RefSeq, a predicted model, not a curated record
AAAAGCUUCUAUUCUAUAGGGAGGCUGUAUUUGUUCUUCUGGUUGUUUUUAGUGGCUGUUUUGCCAGCGGCUCUGCAAAUUUAGUGACAGAAUUAGAAAAUGUUGAAGAAUUUGCAGAGUUUUGAUUGAGAAAAAAAAAACAGGAAAUUAAACAAAAGAAGAAAAAGAAACACAAUGACACUUGAGGCUGUGGAUCACAAUCAUAAUCAUCAAGGUGUUGAAACGAAGAAUGUUUUGGUGGGAAUUCGAUUUGAUGAAUGCGGAAGAGAGCUUCUUGAUUGGGCUAUCGUCAAAGUUGCAGAUGCAGGGGAUCGUGUAAUCGCCAUUAACGUUUGUCGAAAUUCAGAUUCUGUAUCAAAGUACAAGACUUUGUUGGAUGAUUAUUUGGCUGAUUAUGAAGGCCUUUGUGAUCACAAACAGGUGGACAUCACAGGGCAGGUUUUGAGAGGGAAUUCAGUAAGGAAAGUUUUGGUUAGAGAAGCCAAGUUUUAUUCUGCAGCAGCUGUCAUUGUUGGGGUUAGCAAGAUCAAGGCUUUUGGGGGUUGGCUCUCGAUUGCUAAAUACUGUGCGAAGAAACUACCUUUAGCUACUGAAGUGUUGGCUCUCCACAAUGGGAAAGUCGUUUUCAAGAGGUUUUCUAAUGGCCAACUUUCAGGUUCAAUGAGAGAUCCAAGGCCAAGUUUCUACUUAAUUGGGAACUCACAUUUGAAAGACACCCGCUCGGAGUUUUGUGAGUCUGAGGCAUCCGAUAUGGGGAGACACAGUUCUGAAGGGGUUCAAAGUUUCAAAGACGAAGAUUUAAGCCCUUUUGAAAUGCGAAAGAAGGCACUGAGCUCAGUUUCUGUGGUAUUGGAGGACUUUGCACAUCAAAGACCAGGCUGGCCUCUACUCCGAGCAAAUAGUGCGUUAACCCCAUCAGCAAUGGAAGCUAGAAAAAUGUCGGUAGUCAAGUGGGUAAUGAACCUGCCAAACAGGUCCUCACCCGGAACUCCUACAACCCCUUCAUCUAGUAGCGAAAUUAGCCCAAAGAGCUCGGGAUCCGACUAUAGAUCUGAAUACAGCAUAUUCACAAACACAAGCAAUGAGAGUAACACACCUAAGAGCCACGAGUUGCCUGAAAUAUUGAAUCUUUUACUCAAAACUAACCCGUCUCGCUGCCAAUGGAUUGGGUUUGAUCUACUGAGAGCCUCAACUUCUCACUUUGCAACAGAGAAUCUGAUUGGCAAAGGUGGUUGUCAUCGUGUAUAUAAAGGGGUACUUCCUGAUGGAAAAAUGGUGGCCGUCAAGAUCAGGAAGUCAUCAAGAGAAGCAUGGAAAGAUUACAUCCUAGAAAUCGACAUUAUGACUUCACUAGAUCACAAGAACAUCACACCUCUUUUAGGGAUAUGCGUGGAGGACGAUAACUUGAUUUCUGUUUACGAUCUAGUGCCUAGAGGAAAUCUAGAAGACAAUAUUCAUGGUUUAACGAAGGAUAAAUCAGUUUUGUCAUGGGAAGUAAGAUUGAAUGUAGCUACCGGAGUUGCUGAAGCUUUAAACUAUUUGCAUAAGGAAUGUCCUAGGCCAGUAAUUCAUCGUGAUAUCAAGUCAUCCAACAUUCUUCUGUCGGACGAAUUCGAACCACAGCUAUCGGAUUUUGGGCUUGCAAUAUGGGGACCCUCAACUUUGCCGUUCCUGAGUCACAGCGAUGUAGUUGGAACAUUUGGCUAUCUUGCUCCGGAGUACUUUAUGUACGGGAAAGUUAGUGAAAAAAUUGAUGUCUACUCUUUCGGCGUGGUUCUCCUGGAACUCUUGACAAGAAAAAGACCAAUCAGUACAGAUCCCAUUAAAGGCGAAGAUAGUUUGGUGAUGUGGGCAAAACCGAAGCUAGAAAAGGGUGAUCUAGCGAGCAUAAUGGAUGUGGAUUUGGACAAAGAAGUUGACAAAGAUGAAAUAGUUAGAAUGGGUCUGGCAGCAAUGCUUUGUUUGACACGUUCAGCUAGAAAACGUCCUACCAUGGCCCAGGUUUUAAGAAUCUUACGAGGGGAGCAUGAUUUGGCAACUGAAAAUGGUUUGGAUGAUAAUAAGGAGGAGGAUGAGGAUGAUGAUGACGACGACGAUGAAGUUUAUCCAGAAUCGAACGCAGAGUCUCAUAUGAGUCUGGCGUUUCUUGAUGUUGAGGAGAAGCUGACAUCGUUUGGUAGUGUGGAUAUAAACCAACAUGCUCGACUUUCCUUAGAAGGAUACUUGAGGGGAAGGUGGAGUCGAACUUCAAGCUUAGAUUAGCUUUCCAUCUCUUUUUCCUUCAAGUUUCUGUAAAUAGUGAUGAUGUACAGUUCAAGGGAGAGGAUACAUACAACCCAAUAAUAUAUCAAUACUGGGAUGUAAACUUGAGGAUGAAUUUUCUAGUGAUUUGAUUUGAGAAUGGCAUCACAAUGACAAUGUAGUCGAUGCUUUGAUUUUGAUAGCCACCCAUCUUCUUCCAAUAAAGAAAACGUUUACGAUU